UCAUUACAACUAUCGGAAACUACUCCAUUGAUACGUGAGGAUACAUCAAUCAAUGUUAUUCCAUCCAGCGAUGACACUACCCCGACCCCCUCACCAGACACUCCUCCACCUCGAAAGAGAAUGCUCAGUCUCGACACAGCCAGAGGUCUAACAAUAUUCGGAAUGAUCCUUGUUGACAAUCAAGGUGGACCUGAGGUGAUAUGGCCAUUGAGUGAGACCAAUUGGAAUGGAAUAUCCACGGCCGAUCUCAUCUUCCCCUCCUUCCUCUUUAUCUGUGGAUUCUCAAUCGCACUCGCCUUGAAGAAUGCCAAGAAGAAUGAUCGAGCAACCUGGAUCAAUAUUAUUAGAAGGACAAUCUUGUUGUUUGGAAUCCAGUUAUUCCUCAACUUGAUGGCUCAUAAGUUUGUAUUCUCAACGUUUAGAGUGAUGGGUGUACUCCAGAGAAUAUCAAUUUGUUAUUUCUUUAGUUGUUGUAGCUUCCUGUUACUUCCAAAGUGGGCUCAAAGAUUGGCAUUGAUUGGAAGUGCCACUAUCUACCUCGGACUGAUGUAUGGCUAUCCUGUUCCAGGUUGUGGACGUGGUGACAUCACUCCAACAUGUAACGCAGCCGCCUAUAUUGACAAUCUAAUCCUUCGAAAGAAUAUUCACAUACUCACACAAUCAUACAGGAUGCAUCCAACUGAUCCAGAGGGCAUUGUCUCGACAUUCAGUGCAUACAUCACAACAUGGAUGGGACUGGAACUGGGAAGAGUGUUCACAACAUAUUAUAAGAAGAGCGACGAUGAUUAUAAGAACAUCUUGUUGAGAUGGCUUGGUAUUGGACUGGUUUGUGGCAUUGGCGCAGCAAUGUUCUCCGCCACGAUCAUCCCAUUCAACAAGAAGAUCUGGAGUUUCAGCUUCGCAUUGUUGACUGUGGCCUGUGGCGCAUUGUUCAUGUCGUGGGCCUACCUGACAUUCGACGUGGUGGCCUGGCCGCCCAAGGUCAAGGUGUGGGUGGACCGCGCCGCCCAGCCCUUCCUCUGGAUCGGCAUGAACCCAAUCACCAUCUACGUGUUGAUGAUCUUCAUCGAGAUCAUACUGAUGUUCUACAUCCGAGCCAACAACCAGACACUCUGGUACGAGAGCUACCUCGUGCUCUACAAGUCCUGGCUGCGCAAUGGUUACCUCGCCUCACUCGUCUUUAGCAUUGGCUGGUUCCUCUUCUUUGACGCCAUCGCCUACACCAUGUUCAGAUUCAAGAUCUUUGUUAAACUCUAA
Messenger RNA from Acytostelium subglobosum LB1, 1257 nucleotides. RefSeq lists its product as hypothetical. NCBI's taxonomy places the organism in Eukaryota, Evosea, Eumycetozoa, Acytosteliales, Acytosteliaceae. The annotation marks the transcript as partial. The record is from RefSeq and is a predicted model, not a curated record. The transcript has 4 exons.